GUUUGUCCCGGAGGAAGAGAAGGAAAACUUCCAGCUUUUGUCCGAACUUUUAUCUGGAUGUUUCAGCCGGAGCGGAGACACGCUGGGAGUUUACUGGAAGUUUACUGGGAGUUUUACUGGGAGUUUUACUGGAAGUUCUACUGAGCCCCACUGUCCUGCGCGCGCCUGUUUCACCUGUGUGUGUGUACGUGUGUGUUCUUCCUCCUCAUCCUCAGCCAUCCACGUUCCCUCCCGACCCCUCUGCGGUCAGAAGCCGCCCCUCGGAGCUCCUCUCCCGGCCUCGGAGGCUGCCGCACCCCGCCGCUCCGCGCCGCAGGGAGAGAGGAGCCGAAUGGAGGGAUGAGAAGGAGUCCCGCGGAGGAGGAAGUGGAGCAGCUGAGGGAGUUUGUUCUCGGGGUUCCACGCCUCCAUCUUGGAAAGUUUCUCCUGCGGGUGAAGGACGUCCCGCGCGGAUCUUUAACCGCGUCGCGGCCGCUCCGCUGAGCUCCAAUGAGGCACGCGCGGCCGGCGGCGAGCGAGCCCAGCUGACGACACUGACCAGGGAUCGAUAGGUGGCUGGAGCGGGGGCUGGAUCAGAGUCUUCCAGGGGCAGUCAUGCAGGGUCGGAGGGGUCAGCGGGCCGCGGGGGCCAGGCCAGGCCGGGAACCGGCCGCUUGCUGCGGACUGAAGCUGCUGCUCGUCCCGCUGCUGCUGCUGAGCUGCUGCCGCGCGGAGGAAGAGGUGCUGAUGAACACCAAGUUGGAGACGUCGGACCUUCGGUGGACGGACCACCCGGCCAACGAUCAGCAGUGGGAGGAAGUCAGCGGCUUCGACGACGAGUCCAACAGCGUGCGGACCUUCCAGAUCUGCACCCCCAACAGUCCGUCCUCCUACUGGCUGAGGACACGUUGGAUCCCGCGGCGGGGGGCCACCAAGGUCUACGUGGAGAUCCGGUUCACCAUGAUGGAGUGUUCACCUCUGAACCAGCGCCACUGUAAGGAGACCUUCAACCUGUACUACUACCAGUCCGACAGCGACGAGGCCACGCCCACCCACCCCGCCUGGAUGGAGAACCCCUACACCAAGGUGGCCACCAUCGCCGCCGACCACCUGCUGCGGCGGGAAGGCGAGCGGCGCUCCAACGUGAAGCUGCAGCCGCUGGAGGUGCAGCGGGGGGCGGGGCUUUACCUGGCCUUCCAGAGCCAGGGCGCCUGCAUGGCGCUGCUGUCCGUACGCGUCUUCUACAGGAAGUGUCCGCCGCUGCGCCGCGCCUUCGCGUCCUUCCCCGAGACCAUCCCCCACUCCCUGGUGGAGCAGGCUCAGGGCGUGUGUGUGGAGAACGCCGUCACCCCGCCGGGCGAGCACUCGCAGCCUCCCAGCAUGCUCUGCGGUCAGGACGGUCAGUGGGUGGGGCAGCCCACAUCCAGCUGCGCCUGUCGCCCCGGUUACGAGGCGGGAGAGACCGACGUUCAAUGUCGAGCCUGUCGGGCGGGUUACUUUAAAGUCGAAUCAGGACAUGGCAGCUGCAUCCCGUGUCCCACCAAAAGCAACACGCGAAUCCCAGGCUCCGCCUACUGCCCGUGUCUCCCCGGUUAUGAUCGGGCAGACUCGGACCCGCUGCACACUGCCUGUACACGUCCCCCGUCGGCCCCCCGCCUCCUGGUGAGCCAGCUCAACGACACCACGGUGACUCUGGAGUGGAGCGAGCCGCUGGACCGAGGAGGACGGGCCGACCUCAGCUACCGGGUCCUCUGCUCCAUCUGUGGACCCCCCAAGGGAUUGGUCAGUUCCUGUUCCCCGUGUGACGACAGUGUUCUGUACCGGCCGGCCCAGUUCGGGCUGACUCAGCGUCGCGUCAUCAUCUGGGGACUCCGCCCACAAACCAGAUACAUGUUCACCAUCCAAUCUGUGAACGGCGUCUCUGCCGUCAGCCAAUCAGAGCCAGCCUCCGUCAGAGUCAACGUCACCACCAGCAGAGACGUUCCUCCUCCAGUUUCUGGUCUGAGGAGGGUGGCGGCCUCAGAGAACAGCCUGUCUCUGGUCUGGAACGUCCCGGUUCCUCAGAACCAGCACCAGAUCCUGGACUACCAGCUCCGCUACAGCCGCCAUGAGGGCGAGGAGGCGGGCCAGUGGCAGUACGUGUCCAGCAAGUCUUCUUCUGUGGUGCUGACGGGGCUGCAGCGGGCGGCGCAGUAUCAGGUCCAGGUCCGGGGGCGUUCCCAGGCGGGUUACGGGUCGUUCAGCGGGGCGAGCAGCUUCAGCACGCUGCCCGACGGCGGGGGCCGGUCCCAGCUGGUUCUGACCGCAGUCCUGGUCUCCAUGGGGAUCCUGAUCCUGGUCGCCGCGGCGACAGCUGCAGCUCUCUGCUACCGCAGGAGGAGGCGUCCAGACGUCCAUGACAAGGCUGGACACUACCAGAUGGGACAGACGAUGAAAGUGUACAUCGACCCGUUUACUUAUGAGGACCCCAACGAGGCAGUGAGGGAGUUCGCCAAAGAGAUCGACGCCUCCUUUGUAAAGAUAGAGGAAGUGAUUGGAGCAGGUGAGUUUGGUGAGGUGUGCCGCGGUCGUCUGAGGAUCCCGGGCAGGAAGGAGAACUACGUGGCCAUCAAGACGCUGAAAGGCGGCUACACGGAGAAACAGAGGCGGGACUUCCUGUCGGAGGCGUCCAUCAUGGGUCAGUUCCAGCACCCCAACAUCAUCCACCUGGAGGGCGUCAUCACCACUUCCUGUCCCGUCAUGAUCCUCACCGAGUUCAUGGAGAACGGAGCGUUGGACAGCUUCCUCAGGAUGAAUGAUGGACAGUUCACCACCAUCCAGCUGGUGGGGAUGCUGCGUGGCAUCGCCGCGGGGAUGAAGUAUCUGUCGGACAUGAGCUUCGUCCACAGAGACCUGGCAGCUCGGAACAUCCUGGUUAACUCCAACCUGGUCUGUAAGGUGUCAGAUUUUGGUCUGAGCCGGUUCCUGACGGAGAACUCGUCUGACCCAACGUACACCAGCUCUCUGGGAGGGAAAAUUCCCAUCCGCUGGACGGCCCCUGAAGCCAUCGCCUACAGGAAGUUCACGUCGGCCAGCGAUGCGUGGAGUUACGGCAUCGUCAUGUGGGAGGUGAUGUCAUACGGAGAGCGACCAUACUGGGACAUGAGCAACCAGGACGUGAUCAACGCCAUCGAGCAGGACUAUCGGCUGCCGCCGCCACCCGACUGUCCCGCCUCUCUGCACGCACUCAUGCUGGACUGCUGGCAGAAGGAGCGAGGAAACCGGCCCAGGUUCUGUGACGUGGUGGCGGCGCUGGACCGGCUGAUCCGAAAUCCCGCCUCUCUGAAAGUGACGCAUCCAGAUGCUCCGAGCCCGUCCCAGCCCCUGCUGAACCAGCGAGUCCCACCUCCUCUCUCGGCCUGUGGAUCUGUCUCCGAGUGGCUCCGAGCCAUAAAGAUGGAGCGAUACGAGCAGAGCUUCCUGCAGGCCGGAUUCACCAGCCUGGACAUCGUCUCACAGCUCAACACGGAAGACCUGCUCAGAGUGGGCGUGACCCUCGCAGGCCACCAGAAGAAAAUCCUGUCCUCCAUCCAGACACUGAGGAUACACAAAACCCCGCCCACCCUGCUCUACUGACCAAUCACAGCCCUAGCCUGUCGCAGUAUCCAAAGCCACACCACUCAGGAUGACACCGAGUUUGCCUUCUUCACUCUGAUUCAACUCAUCAGUCUGACCAAUGGGAAAGCCUUGAAGCCAAAGUCUCCGCCUCCUGGUGGAUAGACCAAUCAAAGUGCAGAGUUGUGACAUUAAAACUGCUUCACAAGUCAAACACUAAGUAAUGGAUGAGUAGGUGCUACUAGACUCCGCCCACCUGGGUAUUUUUUUAACCAGUCAGAGCCAAGAACAAAGUUAACAACCCAUCACUGUGAAGCUGCUCCCUGAUUGGUCGAUUAUCAGGACAUUGUCUUCCGUUUUGCCAAAUUGAAUCAGCCAAUCCACUGCUUAGGAACCAAAGCUCCACUUCCUUUACCUGGUUGGUAAAUCAUUUCUAACCCCUCUGAUUGAACACUGGCACUUCUGUUGUUAAUAAACUCCGCCCACAAGCGAGGCGGGGCUUGGUUCUUGGUCCCAACUGGGGUGACCAGGUCUCCUGAACUCAACAGGAUCUUCGUGUAAACCAGAACCAAGCACAGAAUUUGUUUUCUAUUGAAGCAAAAAGCUAUCGGCAUGUUUUUAUUUGGACGAACCUGUUCCAGGAUCUGCCGAUGGUCCGGACCGUAAAACUGCCGCCACGAUGACUGCCGAGACCCGUUUCAGAAAGGACCACAUGUAACGCGUCCGAUUCCCUGGAGAACUCUGUUCUCCGUCUGGGAUAUUCUGGGAUUUAAUCUGAUUGUGUUUGUGAUUGUGUCUGAUGUUUCAGUUUUGGAGUAACUGUUGCAGGAAUUCCGAAAUGACCGUUCGGUAGUCUCUGUAAGGUUGGGAAUAUUUCCUGAAGGACAUCAGGAUGUUCAGACAGGGUUUGUGUCCAGACUUGUCCACACCUUCCAGUAAAGUUUCUGUUUCCUGCACUUCCUGAUCAACGAGGAAUAAUCCGGAACUGCCUCAGAAAACACUGCUGUGCCUUUAGACGGAAUCUUUGGGAAUAUUCAAGAAAACACUACUAACCUUUCAAGAACUUUCCAGAAUAUCUUUAAGGCCUUUAAGGUCCGGAUUACUGUGAUUCUUUAAGGUCCUUGGGACACUGAGAGUGUUUUCGGUCACAUGACGGGACUCCUGACAUUCGCGCUACCAGAUCAACAGUCCACCUCUAAGAUGUAUAAAGGUCUCGAACAUGAACACCUGACCUGGUGGGUUGGAGUCCAAUCCUGCUCCGGGUCCAGGACUUCACUAGAGAUUCUGCAGAACUGUUGGUGGUUUUGUAUUUUCGCACUUUUUUACCUGAUGUUUGAUCAUGUUUCUAAGCCAAGCAAGAGAUUUUAUACUGAACCUGCGUUUCAGGGGAAACUGUUUUUGUAAAGAAAAUAAAAAAGGUUUCUGGGG
Melanotaenia boesemani (Boeseman's rainbowfish) is the source of this 5001-nucleotide messenger RNA. It is a transcript of the gene ephb4b, whose product is annotated as eph receptor B4b. Gene Ontology annotation, cellular component: neuron projection; plasma membrane. Gene Ontology annotation, biological process: axon guidance; central nervous system projection neuron axonogenesis; cell surface receptor protein tyrosine kinase signaling pathway. The transcript is spliced from 20 exons. The record is from RefSeq and is a predicted model, not a curated record. Lineage: Eukaryota; Metazoa; Chordata; Actinopteri; Atheriniformes; Melanotaeniidae. The coding region runs from base 595 to 3594 and encodes 999 amino acids. Gene Ontology annotation, molecular function: ATP binding; transmembrane-ephrin receptor activity; protein binding.